CGAGCAGCACCGCAGCUGACCAAGGCGAGAAUGGCAGGCGGCGGACCGAGCAUUGGGAGCUACUCGCCCCUUACGGGCUUCGUUUUUAUCUUCAACCUCAUUGUGGGCGCUGGCGCGCUUACCAUUCCCCACGCCUUCGCCAACGUUGGCCUGAUUUACGGGUCCAUCGCGCUGUCCAUCCUAGCAUCUGUCAGCUAUGUGACUGCCACGUUCAUGGUCGAGGCCAUCGCGGGCGUGAACGCGCUCAAGCGACGCGCGAGAGAGUUGGGGGUGGACGCUGCAAAUGGGGACGAGAAGCAGCCGAUGAACGAGCUCAGUGACAGCGACGACGGCGACGCGCAUACGGAGUUUGUGCCGCUAAUGGUCGCCAGUGAAAUGGAGCUGGCUGAGAUGGCAGAACUGCUGUUCAACCACCGAGGGAUUGUCGCGUUCUACGCAUGCAUCACUGUAUAUCUGUACGGUGACUUGGCCAUCUAUGCUGUUGCUGUCCCCAAGUCCCUGCGUGAGAUAAUAUGCCCGCGCCCAUCGGCGGACGCUGUUGUCUGGGAAUGUUCCGACAAGUUCAACAGCUCGGACUUGUAUCGUCUUUUUGUCGUACUCUUCGGUCUACUUCUCGGGCCGUUCACGUUCGGCCAUGUGCACAAGACGCGCACACUCCAACUUGUUUCAACAAUCAUCCGUCACGCUUCGUUUGGCCUUAUGAUCGUGUUAGCCAUUAUCGGGAUCUCGCGCGGCCACGGCCGGAGCGUUGCAGAUGUCGUGAGUUACGAAAAACCGGCCAACAUUGCCACCUUCUUCGGUGUUUGCAUCUACUCCUUCAUGUGCCACCACAGCGUUCCAGGUCUCGUGGCACCUAUCACGGACAAAUCCAAAGUAGGCACGGUCCUCGCCUCGGCCUUCAUGGAUGUGUACACACUCAACUUCAAGAAUUACCCGGUUCAAGCGUUUGGAUACUUUUUGAGUCUGUUCCCUGUGUUCACGCUAAGUGCAAGCUUCCCGCUUAUUUGCAUCACGCUCCGUGAGAAUAUCCGCCACCUCGCGACGAAUAUGAACGGGUCGUCAGCACCGAGCGAUGCCGCUUUUCCUUCCAGAGGACUGUACGGGUUCUUGGAAACCAACAUGUACGCGCUGGUGGCACUUCUGCCGCCGCUCGUAGUGGCGUUCUUCACCGAAGAUGUGUCCAUGCUGGUGGGUUUCACAGGCGCGUACGCUGGUUUGGGCAUUCAGUGGAUCGUCCCUACGUUCCUCGUUUUCUGCCUGCGCCGUCGCCUGGCGACGGAGUGGAAGCAGAUGCAUCCAAUGGAGGUGGCCGUCACGCGCCCAGGUCCCCCGGCGGCACGCGGCAACAAGAAUCGCUUUGCGAGUCCGUUCGCGCACCAGUCGUGGCUGUACAUGGUGCUCGCAUUCUCUGUGGUCUCGGUCGUGUUGAUCACGAUCACGCAUGGCAUGCAUUAAAGCGACACUUUGGCUUGAAAGGGAUGAAAAGAACCCGGCAGCACAAUUCGAUGCACUACAGGACUGGAAUGCGAACUUGAGUUGACGUGCAUCAUGAGAAAUUGGGUCCUGGUGCCUAAUGGAGCCAUCCACUGCAAGUGGCUAACUGAAUACACUACAGGUCUCCCCACCCUCA
Molecule: messenger RNA, 1630 nt
Organism: Phytophthora infestans T30-4
Lineage: Eukaryota; Oomycota; Peronosporomycetes; Peronosporales; Peronosporaceae
Exons: 8
Coding region: 31-1455 (474 amino acids)
Source: RefSeq, a predicted model, not a curated record